Molecule: messenger RNA, 2892 nt
Organism: Cyanistes caeruleus (blue tit)
Lineage: Eukaryota; Metazoa; Chordata; Aves; Passeriformes; Paridae
Gene: WNT8A
Product: Wnt family member 8A
Biological process (GO): cell fate commitment; neuron differentiation; canonical Wnt signaling pathway
Cellular component (GO): extracellular region
Molecular function (GO): frizzled binding; cytokine activity
Source: RefSeq, a predicted model, not a curated record
GCUACAGAGCAGCCAAAGGGAUCCAACUCCACUCCUUGUGACAGCCAUGAAGAGAAGCACCCUCCUCAUCCUUUCCAUCACAGGGGUCUACAGUGCCAUUCUCCGCACAGCAGCAUGGUCUGUGAAUAACUUUCUGAUGACAGGACCUAAGGCUUACCUGACGUACUCCAGCAGUGUGGCAGCCGGGGCACACAGUGGGAUGGAGGAGUGCAAGUUCCAGUUCGGGUGGGAGCGCUGGAACUGCCCCGAGAGCGCCCUGCAGCUCUCCACCCACAACCGGCUCCGCAGCGCUACCCGGGAAACCUCCUUCAUGCAUGCCAUCAGCUCAGCCGGGGUCAUGUACACCCUCACCAGGAACUGCAGCCUGGGAGACUUCGAGAGCUGCGGCUGUGAUGACUCCAGGAACGGCCGCGUCGGUGGCCGAGGCUGGGUCUGGGGAGGAUGCAGUGACAAUGUGGAGUUUGGGGAGAAGGUUUCCAAGCUCUUCGUGGAUGCCUUGGAAACAGGGCAUGAUACCCGUGCGCUGAUUAACCUGCACAACAACGAAGUGGGGAGACUUGCAGUGAAAGACACAAUGAAGAGAGCCUGCAAGUGCCACGGGGUGUCAGGCAGCUGCAGCAUCCAGACCUGCUGGCUGCAGCUGGCCGAGUUCCGCGAGAUUGGCAACUACCUGAAGAUCAAAUACGACCAAGCCCACAAGCUGGAGAUGGACAAGAGGCGUGUGAGAGCCGGCAACAGCGCCGACAGCCGCGGCGCCACGGCAGAGACCUUCCACCACAUCCACGCCACGGAGCUCGUCUUCCUGGAGGACUCCCCUGACUACUGCACGAGGAACGCCAGCCUGGGCCACCACGGCACCGAGGGCCGCGAGUGCCUACAGACUGGCAAGAACCUCUCACAGUGGGAGAAGAGGAGCUGCCGGCGGCUCUGCACCGAGUGCGGCCUGCGAGUGGAGGAGCGGAGGACGGAGGUGGUGGCCAGCUGCAACUGCAAGUUCCACUGGUGCUGCACAGUGCGCUGCGAGCAGUGCCGGACGCUGGUGGCCAAGCACUUCUGCACCCGCCGUGACUCCGCUGCCCCCAACCACAUCAGGCAGAGGAACAGGGGACACAGGAGAUAGGGGACACUUUGGUGUCCUCACACAAGGGGAAGGAGCGUCCAGAGGGUUGGUGUGCACCGUGUGAGGUGAUGGGGUCUCCUGUGGAUGGAUGCAGUGGGAUUAGGAAGCACAAGGCGCGGGCGCUGAGGGACCAUGGUCCAUCUUGCUUCCAUGUUUUUUCCUCAACAUUUACCAGUAGCUUCUUUCUUCUUGGGAGUCACUUUAUCUGUGUAUUGGACAGAGGGGAGGAAUGUCAUGGCUUUGGUGGGCUCAACCCCUUAUGUCCUUGCCAGUGGGUUUGCCAAUGCCAGCAGUGGGGCUCCAGCCCCACAGCCAGAGAUGGGAACAGGUGCUGUGGCCAAAAGCAGGUCCAGCCAGGUGAUCCCAUCCCUGCAGCUUCAGGUCCCAGCUGUUCAUGCACAGCAGCUGCUUGGCAGCAUUUCUGGAGGAAAACUUAUGCACUUUGUGAUGUGAGAGGAGGUUUGACAGUGUUGUGGUGUGUAUUACCACAACUGCAGCUUUGAGAAGUUUACAGCCAGUGUUUACAUAUUUCCCUCAACCCCCCCACUUUUUUUCUCCUCCUUUUUGAAUUUUGUAUUUUGGCACAAGAAGCCUUGCCCCAAAUAGACAAUAGCUUCAUGUAUUUGUACUGGAUAAAAUUAAGCAGUUUACAUUUUCCUAUACUUUUUUGUUUUAAAAUAGCAGAUAAGAAUUCAGAAUUCUUUAUGCCUAAUGUUGUUUAUUAAUAAGUUGUAUUAUUGCUUAGCACAAUCUGUUUUCACUAUAUAUUUUGAAGGUAUCCCCGAAGAGUUAGAUUCUGGACUGUACUUUGCAAUAAACCACAAUGAAAAGAAUUGGCUUUUUCCUUUCUGGCUUCCUAGCAGUAUGAUUUUAGGUGCAAACUUGUCCUUUUCUGUGUAAAACCCAACAAUUCCACGAAUUUCCUCAUCAUUAAUCCAAAAGCCACCAAGGGCAAUGAGUUUGUUCUCCUGGAUCUCAGUAAAUUGGCUCCAGCCUCCAGUCCCCAGAGGGUUGGCUUUAGUACCUAUCACCAUAAUCUCGCCCUUUCCAAGUGCUGAGUAUGCAGACACAGCCUGGCUAAAGCCGAUUUUGAAGCUCCCAAAGUCUCUUUAAUUUGCUCGACCCGACAUCCCCCAGACAAUGCGAGGCUGCCCCGCUUUGAUGUGGAAAGCGUCACCAUCGGCACUCGCUGAAAAUUUCUUGGAGGCACGAGAGGAACCCUUUGAACUGGAGCAGGAGAGAAAACUUGGGGACAGUUGUGAAUGUGUCUGCUGGUUCCCUGCUGCUCCGGGUGCCAGAAGCCCGGACGAGGUCGGGGAGGGCAGGAGGGGACAGCGCUGGCUGCUGCUGUCCCAGGGCAGCUCCUGCUCCUUGGAGUCAGAGCUGCUGUGGAGGAGCCAGGGCUGUGCCAUCACCCACACCCACGAUGCCGGGCAAGGAUGCUCGACAAGUUUGCUCUCCAGCCAGGGAAAGAGGAGGAGAGACAAGUGUAAAAACCACCCUACAGUUCUGCCAGCACAUUGCACCCACACUGCAAAUGCUUCAAUGCUGUUUUAUCCAGGUCUCCCUAUGGCUCCCUGUGUAAACACAGCCUCGACACAUACGAGAGCCGGACCAGGGAGAUCAGCUCGCAAAACACAUUUGGGAAGCACAGCUCACUUCCAUGCAUUUAUUUUAUGCAAAGUGUGUUUUAUUAAAGCUGGAAGGGCAACACCAUCAGUUAGGGGGGCUUUGCUGCCUUCAGGGUAACCAUUUCUAGUAAGUUACCCUAC